AUGAAGGCCACUGACUUAGAAGCGAAUUUCGCCACUACCGAUGCGAAGAACGUCUGUAAGAUGCAGAGUCAUGAGGGGUAUGCCUCAUGGGUACUUGGGAGUCUUCUGCAGCAACGGUUGAACUGUACGAAUGGAUAUGUGCAGAGUGAUUAUCCUGCAUGUUCGAUGCAGCUGAAUGAUCGAAGUUCUCAUAAAAUCGCGAUGUUUUAUUGCCUUAUUAGUUUGGAGCAACUUCAAGCUCUAAGCUCUAAUGAGAACAUCAUUCAUGAUCUAACGACUCAUCUCCAUCAAACAUUCAGUAUCAAGGAUCUUGGUCUCCUAAAUUAUUUCCUUGGCAUUGAAAUAUGUCACACAACUGAAGGAUACAUCCUCACUCAGAGAAAGUACACUAAGGAAAUGUUACAUGAUUGUGAACUUGACAUUUCCAAGCCUGCUCUCACACCAUUUCCUUUGAAUUUGAAACUUACUUCUGAAGGUGAAGCUUGUUCCAUUCCUGAUCUAUAUAGAUGUUAUGUUGGCAAACUCAAUUUUCUUACUCAUACAAGACCUGACCUAGAUUUUGUUGUUCAGUCCCUCAGACAAUUCAUGCACUGCCCCAAACUCUCUCACAUUGCUGCUCUUACUCAUACUCUUAGGUAUGUUAAUCAUACAGCAAGUCAAGGUAUCUUGUUGAAAGCAACAGAUAAGCUUACUUUACAAGCUUUUUCAGAUUCUGAUUGGGCUGCUUGCCCAUCCACCAGAAGAUCAGUUACUAGUUAUGUUCUUCUUCUUGGUAAUUCACCUAUCAGCUGGAAAUCUAAGAAACAAUCUACCAUUUCUAAGAGUUCCUCUGAGGCAGAAUACAGAGCUAUGUCUCAAGCUGCCAGUGAGGUUACUGGAUAG
Molecule: messenger RNA, 882 nt
Organism: Spinacia oleracea (spinach)
Lineage: Eukaryota; Viridiplantae; Streptophyta; Magnoliopsida; Caryophyllales; Amaranthaceae
Exons: 4
Coding region: 1-882 (293 amino acids)
Source: RefSeq, a predicted model, not a curated record